Drosophila serrata is the source of this 2299-nucleotide messenger RNA. RefSeq lists its product as uncharacterized. Lineage: Eukaryota; Metazoa; Arthropoda; Insecta; Diptera; Drosophilidae. The record is from RefSeq and is a predicted model, not a curated record.
UUAUUUACAGUAAGAAUUUAAGUUUGGUGUUUCGAAUAAGUUCUUACUCGAAACGCUCAGAGAAUCAAUACAUAAUAUAGAGUACAUAUAGAUAGGGUGUAUCACGAUUAAGGGCGGCAAGAUGAUAGACAUCCUGUCGCUGCCGCGCCGGAACAAGGUGUCCGGUAACCCGGCACUUUUAAAGAUGCUCUCCUCGUACAAGACCGGGCUGCCCAUCAACAGUCUGCCCGGCUGGGAGCUGAUUCCCCUUAACUGCAAGCUGCCCAUGCUCAAGUGUCCCGGGAAUCAAGUUAUAUUCUCAAAGAAUAAGAUCGGACAGUCGUUCAAGAGCGGCAUGCAGGAGUUCGUGUCCUCUGUUACGGAGCACAUUCCCGAAUACAAUCCGUUGCACGACUCCAACCUAAAGACCUUCUACUCCAACGAGCGCAACCUGAAGCGCCUGCGCGAGAACGGCGAGAUCACGCAGGACAACGAUGUGAUCUGCAAUUUAAAGGACUUCAAUCAGCACCGCCAGGAGCUGCACAAGUCGCAGCUCUACUACAUCCUGCAGGCGUACAAGAGGCGCGAGCAGGAGCAAUACGACCGAAUGUUGAUUGCCAAUGCCGAGGCGAUUACGAAGAGGGAUCAUCAGAAUCUGGCGGCUCGGCACCAGUGCACCGACCAGGUGCUGACCCGGAAGCAGCAGCUGGAGGCCGAGCGUCACGAGCGGAAGGUGCAUCUCCUAAACAUUACGUACGAGAAGUUCAAGCGGCUCGAAAACCUGGCCACCAUGCAGAACAUGCUGCUGGAGAACCGCAAGAUGCUAACGAACAUGAGAGUGGCUGCGCAUAUCAGCAUGUGCGAGGAUCUACAGCGGAAGCAACUAAUCAAGCAGAAGAAGCUUUUUCAGUUCAAGAAGGACCGGUUCAACAAGAACAUGCGGCUACUGAGGAAACAGCGGCUGAACAAGAGCACCGAACACCAGAUUCAGUCCUGGCACAAGCGUCUGGACGAGCGCAUUGCCCACCAGGGGCGGAUCAACUACCUGCUCCAGGAUGUGGAGAAGGAGCGGGCGAAGUUCAUCGAGAGACACAAGGCCCUGUACAGGGAAAAGUGGCAGAAGAUUCAGGACGAGAUCAAGGAGCGGUCCCGCAAAUCUGUUGCCGCUCGCAGACCCAAGAGUAAAAAACGCCGCAGGCCAAAGCGGCCACAGCCGUCGCAGGUAUCGAAACACACCUUCUGCGACGAGUACGAGGCCACCUUCGAGGGUCUGCUGGACAACGAUCUGUGCUAUGCUUUGAAUGCCGCCAUUGCCAUGGAGGGCCAGACGCCGCUGACCUUUGCUCCCGAUGAUCCCAUCUACAAGGCGGCCCGCUAUAUACUCGAUCACAUAAUCACCGGCUUCAACGAGGAUCUCAGCGAGGACGAAUGCGCUUUACUGGUCCUCAGCUCACGCAUCCAGGAGUUUAUCUGCGAUGCCAAGAAAUAUGUACAUUCUAAAGCUGCCCAGAUCAUUGGUUUUGCAAGGGACCACUGCGCCAUUGAGGUGCCAACAUCGUUGGCCAGACCAGCGGCACCGCAAAGGAAUCACUCGCGUGCCUCGCACGUCUCCUUUAGCGGAGUGGCCAGCACCAUUGGCGUGGGCAGCUACGAGAUCCAUCCGUUUGUGGAUGUCCGUCCUUGUACGGACCGCAGACCCACGCCGGCGGGUUCGUUGGCCUCGCUGGCAGUCAGCCAGAUUGGCGAGCGGGUGAUCCAGGACAGAUCGCGAAUGCCGCAUCUCAAGCGCAACCAGAUCGUGUACAUCGAGCACUAUCUGGUGAAGUUCAAACGGGACUUGCUGGUGGGCCUGGACAAGCUGGUCUUUGCAGCCAUUCAGUGUCAUUUUGAUAACCAAAUGAUGGAGGUACGCGAGGAGCUGCUAGCCCUGGACAGGAAUUAUCUUUUCGAUCAGAUCGCACGGGGCAUACUCAGCUAUGCGGUGAAUGCGCUCAACUAUCAGUCAGUGCUCAAGCUGAGCGUGAGCGUGCUGUCCUGCGAGGUCAUAUGGGAGCUGCAGCAGACAAUGCUCAAGCCGGGCAUUGAUCCGCGAGGCAUGAACCAUCCCAUGUCCUGUGGCACCGAAAGGGAGCGCGAGAACCUCGUUCUCUGCAUCCCAUAGAAGGAAGAGGAGCAGCACAUAGACCUGCCAACAAAUUUCAAGUAAAAACUGGCGACCAUUCUUUCAUUUCUGGGUCUUCCGAUCAACUAAAUUGCCUGUGAUUUGUUUGUUGUGAAUAUCUUGUUGAAUAAAAUAUGUUAAUUUGUUUGCGAUAAUGAA